AAUUCAGAGAGGACCUCCUUUUAGGCUGCAAUAAAUCGUCAUGGGUCGCUUUGAAGUCACUUCAGCACCAAAAACCGUCUCCCAACCGCCCCGCUUUUUGCAGGAGCGAAGGUGGCAAACCUCGGUGCGGGGCUCCAAGACCCAAACCCACUCGCAUCCCUCCGAGGAGGGGAAUUAGGGACCCGGCCAGUAGCCCAACAAGUACAGUACACUCCUCUUCCAUUGCCUAACGGGAUCCCUGUGGGAAACCCGCAAGCAGGACUUUGAGCACAGCUUCCAGCAACUGGCAUUCAGAAGCAUUGCUUGCCUCCGUCGUGACCAGUAGCCGCCGACAACUUAUUUAUCCCCCGUUGAAUUACCCCAACCCUCUUCUAAAGCCAUCCACGUUGGUGGCCAUCACUGCCUCCUGCGGGAGUUUAGCUGCUUCUUUUUCUCCCCACAUUCAGUUUUCUUGAGUGUCCCAGAGAUCCAGUGUGAGGGGAGAGGGAAGAAACACUUCCUCUGUCGAUUCUCCUCUGUCACUCUUCUCUGAACCUUUCAAUUAUAUACACGUGUGUAUGUUUGUGCUUGUAUAACGUGGCAGGGGGGGACACUUUGGGUACCCCGCGAGGGCGGCCAGUCGCCUCAGGCGACGAGGAAGACCAGAUGCCCAACCGCUCUUCUCCCCUCAGGGGCUUCCCGCCCUUUCUGAGCCAUUGCUGCGUGCGAGACGUGACCACCGGUGCCCCGGUUCCCCCACCCACUCCGAGAUUGACGCGACCCUCUGAGCCAAUCCUCGGCGCGGGUGACGCUGCCCGGCCAAUCCCGAAGCCGGUGGUAGGCGGGGCUCCGGUCGACACGCUCCGGUCGCCACAGCGCUAGCUCGUCCUCCCUCCGCCUCUUUCUCUUGCUGCCGGUGAACGAGGAAGAGGUUGCAGUUUGUUUGCUCCUGCUGCGAAAAUGUCUCUCUCCAACAAGCUCACCCUGGACAAAGUGGACGUGAAGGGCAAGCGCGUGGUCAUGCGGUGAGCUGCUUUCGCUGUUUCUUUUUCGUCGUAGGCCUAUACCGCAGGGCUGGGUUCAAAACUGGGUAGCCUGGGGAGGGCUGGUGGGAGCGGAAGGAAAAGCAAUGCAUCUUCAAGAGGGUUUGGCGGGGGGGGGAGGUUGGCUUACCUGUUCGCAUUUAUAUAUGUGCAAUGUGUAUUGAGCUUUUCAGUUAAGUGGUGGCAAAGCAAGUGAUGUAAGAAUUAGAACGUAAAUGAACAUAAACCGUUAUGGGUUGAGUUUAUUUUUAUGGUAACGUUCACUGAGGCUUUCAAUUAAGUACUGGCGAAGCAGAUAAUGUUAGGGGGAGAAACAAACAGUUGUAUUUAUAUCUCACCUUCGCCAGGCCCCUCUGAAGAGAUCUAGGUAGUUUUCGCUAAUCUCAUUUUAUCCCCCCAACAACCCUGCGAGGUAGGCCGAGAGGCAGUGACUGGCUCAAGGUCACCCAGUGAUCUUUAUGGCUGAGCAGGGAGUUCAACUCUGGCCUGCCAGAAGGCCUACCUAGUGCAACACUUCAAACACUACAACACAGUGACUUGCAUCUGCUGCUGAACUUUUCAGCCAUCACAGAAUAUUUACAUGGCAUAUCAGUUCCCUCCUUUUGCAAUGGCAUAUAUCUACUUUGGGGUCAAAAUGGCCUUAAGGCCCAUAGUUACCCACAUGGGAAGGAGCAGUAUUGUGGAAUGAUUACAAUAAACCCAUUACAGUAUAGAAAAGUAGUAAAGCGCUGUCUUUUAGGUGCUAACCAUAAAUUCACAGGAUCAGGAAACCAUAAAAACUCUAGUUUCUGGUUUAAUUAAGAUGUUACACAUCUUAUGCUGUGUAUUCUGAACAUGGUUACUUAUAAUUGAACACAGUGGGGACAAAAUUAUGCUGUUUGAUUCCAAAUCUGGGAGAACUGGACUGUGAUUAUGUUUUGUAGGACGUCUAAAAGUAAAGUAUUAACUUAUACUAACAGUGCUUAAUAAUCACUGUACAAAUCACUAUACACGUUGCUAAUACAGGAUACACAUAGUAAACCUUUUUCCGCUUGCAGGUGCAUAUUUUAUUCAUAGCUUGUUGGCUUCUGUGGCUUGUGUUACUAAUUUCAAUCCCGCCUUCAGCAAUAAGACUCUGAGAAUUGCAGUGAUUCCUAUCAGGCACAGGAAAGGAGUUGUAGGUGGUUCCCUUAUCCAGAAGUAAUACUGAGCUCCCUAUAGUCAAUUAAACCAAGGACAACUUCAAAGCAAGAUCUUAAUUUUCAUUUCAGCAUCCCUUUGGGUGUUGCAAACUGCAUUAGAACUAUAUUUUCAUGCAUAGUAUAUUAUAAUUUCAGAAAUGUGCUUUAAUUAAGCUAUUUAUUUCAACUAAUAUUAAAGAGGGCUUUUCAUUUAGUCCAGCAUUUGAUUGACAGGGAAGGUUGUAAAUGCCAAACUAUUCCAAGCCUGGCAAGAGAUCAUAGGUGGGGGCUGGAGUCUAAAAUCCAAGCUAAGGAAUUGUAUGCCUACGGAGCGUAAUCAAAAUUAGAAGAGGGAAAAUCAGUUGCAUCUAAACUUUGUAGUACUACCUUAUUCAAAGCAGAAGUCAGUCAAACCAGAAUUUUGAGCUGGGGGAAGUACUUUAAUUUCAGGUAUUGAGUUGUAAGCCUCAGAAAAAGACUUUAAACUGCCAUGAAAAAUUUGUUAUGAAAUAGUUUGCUGCUCAUACCACAUGUGUGUGAGUUUUUUAUUGUCUCCAAACCUUGCAUAUGUGUAUUAUAAAAGUCUCCAGUAUUUUUUUUUCAAGGUCAUUGAGGUUAAGCAAAGGCAUUUCAUUUUGUUAUUCAUAUUUCAGUUUCUUCCUUGAAGAUAUUGACAGUUUCUCUCUUAAACCUUUGUGAAACUUUCAGUGGAACACUUUCACUUUUCUACAUUUUUUAUACAUCUAUCCCAAAGACUUUCAUUACCAAGUGACCUUAAUGUCAUGGGCAUUCUUUCAUUCAUACCCUGUUUUUCCAAGCAUCUUCCAUUGUGGUAAUAGUUGCCAGCUUGCAGUCUGGUCACUGACUCCACCUUUAUUCACUGUGAAGACACUUGUGCUGCACACAAACUAAGGAAAUUGGUGAGCAGGGCCUCCCACUUGAUACCCUGUGUAGAGAUGUUCAAUGGCCUGUUUGUGUUUAUGCAGGCCAAUGGAUACAACUACAUAGGUGCAAAGUUCAGGUAGAGAAACUCUGGCUUUUAUCAUCCUUUUAGUUAGCUGCUUACCCCUGUUCUGCUUGUGCCUCCUCAUUAACUGAGGUACCAGAUCUUCAAAGAUAAAAGAAUUUCAUUCUGGCUGCAAGGUGAUAACCCUAGUUUGUGCAUGAAAUUUAUUGUCUCUAUUGGUUCAGUGUUGUGCUCUAAAUUGCCGUCUGAUUUAUAGCUGGAUGACUAGAGCAUCAAAAGCAUGGAGCUAUUUAUUUAUUAUUUUAUUUUUUCAAUUUGUAUGCCACCCUUUAUCCAAAGAUCUCAGGGCAGUCCACAGCAUAUAAAUACAAAAUAAAAACACAAAAUACAUAAUAAAAGCUUACCCUCUAUAUGCUGUGGCCAUCAGUCCAAUUCUCCCACCUGUCCUCCACAUUUACCAUCUAACUUAAUGAUAGCAGAAUGUUAUAUACCAAAGCAUGUUAUUUAUGGAGAAAUCUAGAAAAUAAAUGAUUUGCUCCUGCGUUUCUUUCAUGCCUUUGAAACUUGGGGAAUGUUAUUCUAAAAAUCUUACAUUGCUUAAAACAAAAUCUAGUCCUGUUAAUCGUACUGUAAUGUGUUCUGUUCUUCCAGUUGCUGUAUUAUGCAACAUGACUUCCUGUCUCCUUCAGCUUUGGGGCACAGCAUGCUUUGUAGAAAUGGCUUCUGAGGCUCUUCCUGCUCUUCUGUCUGUUGGGCAGGCUACAUCAUGCGGGCCUUUGCUGAGUAAUCUCCCUGCGUAGGCAUGUGAGAUGAGUGUUUCUGGAAGCACAGUUUGCUAUUGAAUCUACGUUUUGUACAGUGUGCUGGCUGAAUCAAACAGGCCUCUUAUAAAAUCCAAACCUUGUACAUGGUUGCUAAAUGCUUGAGACAAAUGCUUGCUAAAUGUUAUGUGCUUGUUUUUGACAUCCCAGGUGAUGGAAGCCCUAAAGUUUUGUUAGAAUUAUCUUUUUUAAUAAAAGUUUUAUUUUAUAACAUUUUGCUAGAAUUGCCAAGCAUCUGUGAUCAGGGAGAUUGUAUACAGCACUUAAAAUAGUAGUUUACACAAAAGUGGGGCGGUAGUUAACUAAAUAAAUAAUUAAAUGGUAAUUGCAACAUCCCAGAGUAUUUAGGUUGACCCAAGGCAAUCAUACAAGCUUGAUAAGCGACUUGAUCCUAGAUUUUCUGUAUAAAAGCCCAUUGCUUUAGUCACAGCCAAGCCUCUGGUGGUGGUCUUUGAUCUGCAAGUACUUCAGAUGCAGUAUAUGCUGCAUCCUUCCUGGAUUAUUAUUAUUUUACAACAGUAUAGCUAAAGCAGUUUGUGAAGGAAAAUAAGGGAUUAUAACAGAUAUUGAAUAUGAUUGCACUCUGUGUUUACCUUGCCUGUAAAACUCAUAUUGUGUCUAGGUGGCUUUUGUGCCUCUCAACCCCCUACCCUUCUUGGUUAUGGAAUGGGUAUUAGAACAUUUUUCUCCUACUCUCUGCCUUUCUCUUUGAAUUCAACCUUUACUUUCUAGUCAAGGGCAUCUCUGUUAAUACUUGAUAACUUAGAUAUUCCUAACUGGUCACUUUUAUUUUAGGCCAGGGGUGGCCAACCUGUGACAUACCCACAGGUAUUGCUGGACUUCAGCUUUCAUCAUCAUUGACCAUGCUGACUAGAGUUGAUGGAACUUGGGGCCCAACAACAUUCUGGUGUUCUAAUUUGCACAGUAAUGAAUUUCUAAACUUUUGCCUGCCUAGGGGUUGAACAGUGGCAGAAGCCUCCAGCAGGAAAUAUAGCUGGCUUAUAUAGCCUUGUUCAUGAGUGUUGAAGCUGUCUCAGCAUGAUUUACUCAUUUGCAAAAUUUCCUUUCUUUCCAAUGAGCUCUUUAUUGUGUACAUGGUUCUCCCCCUCAUUUUAUCCCCACAACAAUCCCACAAUGUGAAUUAGACUGAGAGUGAGGGACUGGCCCAAGCUCACAUAGUGAAUUUCAUGGCGAAGUGGAGACUUGAGCCCUGGUCUCCUAGGUCCUAGUCAGACACACUGAUGAUUAUGCCAUGCUGGCACAAAUGGAUUAAUUCACUCAAGCAGCCUCUGAAACAGGACAGCUCUUGCAAAACCCUUUUGCAAGCCUUCUCCUUUUUUGCAACAGGUUUACCCAAAGUGAUUCAGCACAGUUAGGCUUUUCCCUUCACAUGGUCUCUUUGUUCUACCACUGGCCCCUGGUUUUCAAAUUUAUAUCCCUGGUAUAGAGAAGAGAAGUUGCAUGGAUCUGAGAGCCUUUGAGUGCUGUACCAACCAACACAGCAGGGGAAGGGAGUAGUGCAGCAAUACUGUGACAGCUCUCCCUCUGCACUCACCCCACCCAAGUGCAACUUUUGCUGCAGCUCCUUUUUGAGUAUCUUGCCUGUUUUGGGACAUUAACAACAGUGUUCAGUAAUUAAUGAUGUUUGUGUGAACAACUUGCAUUGAAACAUUUCUGUCCCCCUUUUUUUUUUAGGGUUGACUUCAAUGUUCCAAUGAAGGACAACAAAAUAACCAACAACCAAAGGUAAGAGUCCCCUGCAAAUUCCAAGUAGGGCCUAUGCUUAGUCAUUCCUUGCUUAGUGAUUCUACUAGACUGUGACUCAGUGAAAGAAGAAGAAAAAAGUACUUUACUCAUUUGAGGUUUCAGGACUGAUGCCCUGGCAUUUCCAGGUAAGAUACUGAGGUACUGAUAAUGUGAAACAUGUCUUGGGCUCAUUCUGUACUUCCAAGCUAGAUUUAGGGCCAUAGCUCAGUGGUAGAGCAUCAGUGUUGCAAGCAGAAGUUCCCAGGUUAAUACCUCAACGGUAUCUCCAAGUGGGGUUGGGAGAGACUCCCUUCCUACAAUCCUAGAGGGUUGCAGCUAGUUAGUGUAGACAAUAGUGACUGACUGACGGGAGGCAGUGGAAGACAGGAGUGCCUGGCGUGCUCUGGUCCAUGGGGUCACGAAGAGUCGGACACGACUAAAUGACUAAACAACAAGUGUAGACAAUACUGAUUUAGAUGUACCAAUUGCCUGGCUUUGUAUAAGGCAGCUUUCUAUUUGAAUCUACUGCUAGUCAAAGUUGAUAGCAAGAUAGCCUCUGAUUAAAGGCAACUCAUCAUACCAGCUUCAUGUUUCCUGCUAAUGCUGUGCUAGGCUUUAGGGGGCUUGAACAGGAGAGGUAUGUUCGAGACCAUUGGUCUCCCAGCAGCUCACACUUGCAUUGUGCAUUAGGAGGAGAGGCCUCUCCACACACCUUUUUACCACUGCUGGUGUGUUGUUUUGUCAUCUGUUGGCUGAGAGGAAAGACAGGGCCAAACAGGGAGAAGAACUUGAGGCAGGAUCUGUACUUAGGAGCUCUAUGACCUAUCUUCCUUGAAGCAGGUCCCCUCUUGCAGGCUGUGAUUCCAGUAGCAAGAAGCCCUACUGACCUCUGUAACUGUUGGAUGUGCCUCUUUUUCUCUGGAUUGGUAUUUUAAAACAGGAUUAGAAAUUAUUUUAUUGAGAAUGAGGAUAAAAAACACUUAUCCACUGCAGAACAUUCAUUCCAGAGUAGCUAACUAGGUAUUGCUGUGUAUACCACAGCCUUUUCUUUUUAACACAACAUAUUAUUUCGACUGGUAUAUUCAGCCUUUCUGCAUUUUGAGUAGUUAUUGCACCAAACUGAUAGUCUGUGCACCAAGCAAGCUAAUGGCUGCAAAGAUUUUAAAGGUAUCAAACUGAUCCAUCUUUAACAGGACUAGUGAAACAUUUGUUACAGUCCCACACAUGGUAAAGUGAUAGUGACCAAGGCAGUUUGUAUUGUAGGGAACAGUUAGUGUGGUAUAGCAGCUGAUGAGGGAGAAUAUUUCUACCUUGGUGAGGUAGGAAUGAAGAGGUUAAUGGGAUCUAUUACUUCCUGAUUCUAAUAACCCUUGAUUCUGUAGCUGAUGUGCAUAAUCUUUCCUUUAAAACCAUGAUCUGUUGAUGUAGCUUAGACGCUGCAGGUACUGCUGUGGGAACCUUCUGUUCUUCUGUUUUCAUUGCAGAAUCAAGGCAGCUGUCCCAAGCAUCAAGCAUUGCUUGGACAAUGGAGCCAAGUCUGUGGUGCUGAUGAGUCACCUGGGCCGGCCUGAUGGGGUUCCUAUGCCCGACAAAUACUCCUUGAAACCAGUAGCAGCAGAGCUCAAAGCUUUGCUAAGCAGGUAUGGCACGAUGACAUUACAGAUUGACUAAAAAGAGGUGCUUUGAAUGAUAAUUUGUUGUGAAGCGUUCUUAUAAUUGGUAAACUGAGGCUAUACAUUUAUCUGGGAAUUGUCUCCAGGGAUGUCAUGUUCCUGAAUGAGUGUGUGGGUGCAGAGGUGGAAGCUGCUUGCGCUAAUCCUGCAACUGGCUCAGUCAUUCUUCUGGAAAAUCUCCGAUUCCAUGUAGAAGAGGAAGGGAAGGGAAAGGACGCUUCAGGGAACAAGGUGAGGCAUCUUGUCUUGUGUUCUGCUUUCUCUACUGCAUCACUUCUGGGUGCUUAAAUUGUGCCACUCUCAUGUAGAUGUUUCCACAAAGUUACUAAUAGUUCAUGCUCUCAGAUGGCAUUAGAGUUAGAAAUUGAUACAUGCCACCCCAUUCUCCCAAGUGGUGAGAGAAUCCAGGGGUUCUAGGUGAUUCUCCAAGAUUCAAUUUUCUUGGAAUGAAGGCCGCAGUGACUGUGGUGUCCUUGGGAUAUAUGGUUUUAUUUGCACCAAUAAAGGUAUCAUUCAUUUUAUACAGGGGUUAUGUUCAGGGGGUGACAUGUAUACACCAAAGCAUAUGUAUACCAACCACCCGCUUGGAGUUGCCCCCACACAAGCAAUCUGUUAUCUAUUAUCUGUAACCCUUUUCCUUAAUAUGGUUAAAAAGACAAUUCGUAGCAACUAGAAUGAAGAGAUGCUCAGCUGAGCGUUUAAGCCUGAUAUGUAAAUAAUUCACAGGAGAUUGAUGAUAUGCAUAUAAGCAUAGAGCAGUGCAUGAGUGCUGAUUAACCAUCUUGUGCCCAGAGAAUGAAGGAAGAAUGCUGGCUAAAUAACUAAAAUCACUGUUUAAGGCUGUAGUACCCAAAGCGGGUGGUGCUGUGGGUUAAACCACAGAGCCUAGGACUUGCCGAUCAGAAGGUCGGCGGUUCGAAUCCCCGUGAUGGGGUGAGCUCCCGUUGCUCGGUCCCUGCUCCUGCCAACCUAGCAGUUCGAAAGCAUGUGAAAGUGCAAGUAGAUAAAUAGGUACCGCUCCAGCGGGAAGGUAAACGGCGUUUCCGUGCGCUGCUCUGGUUCGCCAGAAGCGGCUUAGUCAUGCUGGCCACAUGACCCAGAAGCUGUAUGCCGGCUCCCUCGGCCAAUAAAGUGAGAUGAGCACCACAACCCCAGAGUCUGUCACGACUGGACCUAAUGGUCAGGGGCCCAUUUACCUUUACCUUUUACCCAAAGUGGAUGGUACUUGGGGUGGGGGUGCUAAUAGGCAGUGGACUGCUGGAGGUGUAAAUGACUAUCAGACUUUUAAAAAACUAGUAUCACUGGAUCAAGAUCAUCAAUUUGAAUUAACUGCACUAAAUAAUUUUAAUUGGAUUUUGAAUACAUGUACAAUUAAUUGUUACCGUUUUGAAUGUUACUGGGUGAUUCUCUUCCUUAGUGGGUUGUGCAAACCACUAUUUUGAGUACUGCCUUUUAUAGGUUAGGGUGGGGAGUUACUGGAACCAUAGGGUUGGCGGUCUGAAAUGGUUUGGGAAACACAGGUCUAAGGGUAUGUUUUUGCAGGAAAUAUCUUCAGCAAGAGCAUGUGAGAAGCAUGUUUCCCUUCUCUGCUCAGUUAAUGCUGUGAUUUGUUCAUGGGCUGUUUGAACCCUGUUAACUGGGACUGGCAAAACCUUUGAAUCCAGAUGCCACACUCUGCUUGGGCAGCCGCUUGGGUAUCCAUACCUCUUGACAUUUUAAUGAAGGUCGCCAUGACCAUUUGGUUUCUUUUCUUAGCACCUCUGACCCUAUUAAGACUUGAGUCUUGGCUCCCUUUCGAUGCAGCCACAGUGAUAUAUAGUACAGUGUCCUUUUUUAGGUUGAUACAGAACACCACACUGUGCUAUAAAAGCACAUGCAAAUUAACUUCUCAAGAUGAAGAGCUUGAAUUUAGAGAUUCCAGCUUCAGCCUCUUGGCACAAUCCUUUCAUCCUCAUCUCCAGUCGAAAGUAACUGUCAGGUUACCUUGCAUUUAUACUUUUAACACUUGCUCCCAUGGUCCCAUUUUUUUCUUAAGACCCUGGCCUCCCUUUUGUCCCUGUUGUCUAUCUCUCUUCUAUUCUUGAAAUAUUGGGCUAGUAUUGCCCGUAUCACUGAAAUGUAAUUAUUUACUUGCAAAAUUUUCUAUACUGCCCGUAUUAAGAAAAAAGAUUGUGAACAGCAUAAAAUCAGUUACAGAACUGCUUAUCAGGAGGGAACAAUCCUCAGUGAAUGUAGAAUAUUUGGAAUUGCCCAUUUGGGUGCAGUUCAUCUUUUGAGAGGAUGUCCAUCUUAAAUUACAGAAAAGCUAAGUAUUUGCUCUUGUUGUGCACUUUAAGUAUGGCUUGUUUCUCAUUGUUUGCCUGCUUUAGUAUGUUACCUUGGAGAAGCAACAGGAAAGGUGGCUGCCUCAGCAAGCCUGAGCUGAAUAAACGGCAGAUGCCUUAGAAAUGCUGCAGCAAACACUUAAGAUGCGUUGCGCCUAUGUGCUGUUCUGGUGACUUAAUCAGGAGCUAAAGGAGAAUGGAUUGCACAUACUUCCUAUUCUGCUAGCUGCCCUGGCUGUAGUAGAGGCAGUUAAACUAAGUACAUAAAGCUGAUCAGCUGAGGAGAUGAAGCAGCAAUUGAUUGUAUUAGUUUAAACCAAUAAUAAUAAUAGAUUUUUUCCCCCUCAUCAAGGUUAGAGGAAUGCUACAGAUCUGUACUACCUAUAUGCAACUGUUAGUUGGCAGUGUUUCCUGCUGCUUCCAAGUCUUGAAACAGGAUUAUUUUUAAGAUCCCUACCUCCACUGCCAUAUGAGCAGAGGCUUUGGCAGGUUGAACUGCACAACUCAACCAAAGCUGUACUAGAUGUUUGUUUGUUUGUUUGUUUGUUUGUUUGUUUGUUUGUUUGUUUGUUUGUUUCAUUUAUAUCCCACCUUUUUCUCCAAGGAGCUCAUUUAAUCCCUGUAACCAUGUUGUGAGGUAGGCUAGGCCUAGUAGGGAUGUGAACCCAGGUAUCCCAGUUCCUAGUCUAACCACUACACCACACUGCUUCUCAGUGUGUUGUUGGCCAAGAAGGCUGAAGAGAGCUUGCUUAUUUAUUUAUUUAUUUAUUUAUUUAUUUAACUAAUUGGUUGCUUAACAAGAUAACUCAAAAGCAUAGCACCUACAUUGAGACCAGCAUAAAAGAAAAAACCAAGAAAAAUCUAGAAGACAAUCCUAUUUUUAAAAGGCAAGAUUAAAACAUCCCACUCUCUGAAGGAGGCCAUACAUAAUUAAAAGCAAGAAAAGAAAAACUUUUUAUGCGUGAAGCUAGCAUUUCAAAAGCACGUCAAAGUGCAAGUAGAUAAGUAGGUACCGCUCCGGCGGGAAGGUAAACAGUGUUUCCGUGCGCUGCUCUGGUUCUCCAGAAGCGGCUUAGUCAUGCUGGCCACAUGACCCGGAAGCUGUACGCCGGCUCCCUCAGCCAAUAAAGCGAGAUGAGCGCCGCGGCCCCAGAGUCAGUCACGACUGGACCUAACGGUCAGGGUUCCCUUUACCUUUACCAGCCACUUGAGACCCAAGUCAGGGGUCCCUUUACCUUUUAUGUUAUGGUGCCAGACAAGUCUCAGGGAGAGCAUCCCACAAGCACAGAGCCACCACUGAAAAGGCCUAUUCCCAUGUUGCCACCCUCUGAACCUCCUCUGGAGGGGGCACCUAAAAAGGGCUUCAGAUUAUUGCAAGGUCCAAAUCGGUUCAUAUGGAGAGAGGUGGUCCUUGAGAUACUGAGUCACAUAAGACUUUAAGAGCUUUGCCCCGUUUUUAAUGGGAGAGUUAGCAGGCAGAGUCUAUUUGCCUUUGACUAGUUCAAAAUGUGAUUGCGUUGUUGUUGAUGAUGAUGUUUAAGUUGCAAAUAUACUGUGUGCAUUCAUUCCGAUUCAUUAAUAAACUGUUUCGCUCUUUCAAGAGGCAGAAGGGGAGUCACAUCCUCUCUUAAUUUUUUUAUAAUGAACAUUUAUCAGAGUAGAAUCUGCACCCCUUCCAGAAUGGCUUUCACUAGCCUAGAAAAGAGAAGAGCUCUGAUCUUUGCAUUGAAUGAGAACCACCUUGUGGUGGAAGCAAUAUGACGAGCUGUUCUGCUGUACAUAGUUCAGAAACAGCACAGAAAUGUGGCCCAUUCUCCUAGUGAACUGUUUUGAGGUUUCAUUGCAGUCAACCUGUAUAAAGUUUGCUACAUAAAAUAAAUGAAACAACCUGUACAGAAGUGCUUAAUGAUGAUGGCAUUUUAAUGAAGCUUAAAACCCACCUGUCUUCCUUAUUUUUUUGUACUGUUCAUAUGUACUGCAUUCACUUUCCUUUUUUUAAAUACUGCUGUCAAGAUGAGAGUUUACAUGUGUGCUCAGAGGCAUUAAAAUACAUCUUAUACCAGGAGAUCAACUGUUGUGAUUACUGGAUGGAAAUUUCCCUACCCUGCCCAGGAAAAGCUCUUAACAAUUCUAUUUAAACAGUGAUUUGGUGGCUUCUAAUGCCCAUUGAUAAGGUAACUAAAACUGGUGAGUUUUUAAUUCUCUUUCUCUUCCCAGAUCAAGGCUGAUCAAGCAAAGGUUGAUGCUUUCAGAGUGUCACUUUCUAAACUCGGAGAUGUUUACAUCAAUGAUGCUUUCGGAACUGCACACAGAGCUCACAGGUAUGUAAGCCUCUGCCUUUUAUUUUGUCAUGGCUGGGCUUCUGUCUGUUUCAGAGACUGGCUUUUAACAAAACACACAUGCUGCUUGAGUGUUAUGAAUCCUCAAAGUGCUUUACAAAGAAAAAUGCAUUAACAUUAUCAAUAAAAGACAGUAAAAACAGGUAAAUAAUAAACUAAAAACAGAUUGAAACACAUGUAACUUCUGCAGGACUAGAUGGGCUCAGCUAAACCAAAAUGUUUUUAAGAUGAGCUGGAAAGAGUAUAGCGAAGGUACCUGCCUGAUAUGAGUAGGCAGGGAGUACCAGGGUAUAGGUUUUGCCACACUUAAAAGGUAAAUUUCUUACGACAGCAGAACCUUACAACACAGAGAAUUAUGUGGCACCUGUAACAGCACCCAUUCCACAGAACUUUAGGUUUGGAUUCUCACCAUUAUCACAGAAUCCUUUCAAUCUUUUAUGAAAUACACAGUGAUAUUUGCUUUAUUAACAAUGUAGUAUUGUUUGCUUUAUGCACUGAAAACAGCUUUAUAUGGGCUCAGUUUUCCUCAGACUGCUGAGUUGUAUAUUCUACUAAGCAGCUGCAUUACAUUGACACCCAGUGGGAUGGAAAAUUUUGACUGCCAUAGGCCUUGGAUACUCCUUAAUUCGGUUUUGAAAACUAAGUUUGCCAAGGUAUGAGAAGUGUGUUUCUGUCAUGCAAAUGUUUUAAAUCUAUAUCCUUUGUCAAGUUGCAGAAAUAACUUUCAGGUUUUGCCAUGCAGCCUCUAAAAACCACCCUUCAUUUAACAAAGCAAAACUCUGGUGAUGGAUCUUUUCACUUCCCUUUUCCCAGAAUUUCACCCAGUAGCAUAAAAUGGGUAUUCCAUAUUGAAAAUGUUUUUUUAAAAAAGUUCCUUACAGAAUCUGCAGGUCAUGUGCCUGUUAGAUCAGAAAAAAAGAUCUGGACUUCUGUUAUCUCAUAACCUAGAAGUAUCUAGAUGGAAGAGCUCAACUAUUUUUGUGAUACAAGCCAUGGUUUAAUUUCUGAGGUCACACAGUGCCACCAGUAUAUGCAAAUGCGUGGCUCAUUUAAGACUAUAGAACCUUUAUUCUCAAUAGUGAUGGAGCUCACCAGGUGGAGAAGGCUUCUGUGGUGUAUCUUUGUGUUUUAUGUUUGCACUUUUAUUUGUUAACAAAUCAAUUUUUUUAUGUGGACUUCUGAAGUAACAUACCUUUUACACAGUUGUUUAUUCGUUGCUAAAUAUUUGCACAGUUGUGGACUUGAAGGGUUUUGUAGCAUCCAUACAUAUAGCAUCAAAAACAACAGUGGAACUCAUUUUUAUUGGCUGAUUUGUAUAUUUUCUCUCCAAUGUAACAGUUCCAUGGUAGGUGUCAAUCUGCCUCACAAAGCUGCUGGUUUCCUGAUGAAGAAAGAACUGGAGUAUUUUGCAAGAGCUCUAGAGAACCCAGAGCGACCCUUCCUAGCAAUCCUGGGAGGGUAAGGACAAAAUAUAUUUGCCUAUAUUGCUGUUUGCUUCUACCUUUAUGUGAACUUGUAACUAAUUGGUUUACUGUGCAGAUCGUUUUACCUUCCAUAUUUUCAACACUAUGUCUAUUUCAGUAAUUCUUUUAAAAAAUAAUAUUUUAUAAUUUUAUUAAAUGUGUAGCAAACAAGCCUGAAGUACCCCCAAAAAUCCAACAAAGGGUGGUGGUGGUAAGAAAAAACAUUUGAGCAUGAUUAGGUAUAAGAUAAGGAGAAAAUAUUAAAAGAAAUUUGUGCAAAAAAGGCAAUAUGGCAGUAUUCCAAGAUAAUACACAGCAGAUCAGAAACUCAUAUAUUGUAAUCAAAAACUACACGACAUGAAAUCACAUUUGGAUAAGAUUUGCCUGAAUGUGUUGUUAAACUACAAAAAUGGGCCCACGUCUCCUCCGAGAACCUGAAGUUGGUGGGUCAGUUUCUCUGAUGUGGCUAUAAAUAAGGCAUUUUCAAACCAGUUCAUAAUAGAGUACAUAAAAGUGUAGAGUACAGUCAGUGCAUUUUGUGUCACGGGCCAAAUCAGCAUGUCUGUGUGUCUGCCUGUGGCUGACCUUUCCACCAAAGUUUAAAGUACAAACAUAGUCCUUAUUCAGCAGUGCUGUGUGUAAAUUGACACUGCCUGUCGUUAUGCAACUAUGAGGAACUGUAGCUGGAUACGUGUCAGCUCCUACAGCUUCCAAGAGGCAUAGUUUGAUGAUGUAGAUGUAGAUGUACAGUCUCAGAACAUGCGGUCAGAUGCCAGAAUUCUAUAUGUUAAGCCUAAAAUGCUGUUUUUGUCUGGAAUAUCCCCCCCCCCAGCUUUGUUUGGAAAAAUGAAAUUGGGGUUUUAAAAAGCAUUUUUCAGGGUUUUGUUUUUUUAAGAAUGCAGAUUGUCACAAAUGUAGUUAUACAAAAUCAUAAUCCUCAUGCAAAUCUCAAGGACUGCAUUGCAAUUAAGAUUUCAUUCUUAUUGUGCACUGCUUUGAAUCUUCCUGAUUGCCCCAAUUACAGCUUUCAAAUGUGUAUGAUAAAGUACAAAGACCUGAGCUGCUUUGAUGGCAAAAUCUUUCUGUUCCUUUCUUCCCUGCAAAAACAAAGCAAGCUUUUGACGCUGAGCAAAGGCCCCCCUGUGGGGGCAAGCAUGCAACCAUGAAUAAUAGGGAACACAGUAGCCUUGCAGCUCUUGACUUGACCAAUCUCUGUUCAUUUGCUGUGCUGCUGCUACCAGAAGUCCAUUAAAUUUCUCAAUGACAUUUCCAAAGGCCAGCCUUCCCUGUGCUGACUGGGAAUGAUGGGACUUGUAGUCCAAAACGCAGAGGUUGGGAGCAAGCCUGCUUCCCCCAGUUUUAAACAUGUUGUGCCAACUCAAUUCAUAAUGUUAAAAACAGUAGGUGUGCUGUUUUAAUCUCUUACCUAAAACUGCAGUGUGUACUGUUGUACCUUGGCUCCUGAACAGAGUACAGUACAGUACAGUACAGUACAGUUGUACCUUGGCUCCUGAACGCCUUGGGAAUCAAACGUUCUGGCUCCCGAAUGAUCAAAAACAGGAAGUGAGUGGGGGGUUUUUGGAAGCCGAACAUUCAGUGUGGCUUCCGCUAUUGUUUCCAGCAUGUCUGCACAAUCGGAAACCAAUCAGAAGCUACGCCUUGGCUUCCGAACAUUUUGGAAGUCGAAUGGAGGUAGGAUUGUAGACACUACAUAUGGUCAGCCCAUUAUUGUGGGUGUCAAAUGAAAGCAGCUGGUGAGAAGAUGGGUGAUAAAUUCAAUAAUUUAUAGAGUACUUGCUUUGCAUAAUAAAAGUCCAGUCUAUUCCCUAUCAUCUCCAAGUAGGGCUGAGAGAGAACGCUGUUUGAAAUCCUGGAGAAUUCCUGCCAGUCCUUGGAGAGUAUACUUUGCUAGAUUUACCAGUGAAUAUGACUACUCUGACAUUAAUGAAUCCAUGCUAGUCAUUUCCUGUGUUCCUAUUAACCAGUGCUACCAGUACAGUUGUACCUUGGUACUUGUUGAACGGCUUGGUACUCUUGCGUUUCGGCUCCUGAACGAUCGAAACCUGGAAGUGGGUGUUCCGGUUUACAAACUUUUUUAGGAAGCCAAACAUCCAAUGCAGCUUCCACUGUUGUUUCCGACACAGCUGCACAAUUGGAAGCCAGUCGGAAGCCGCGCCUUGGUUUCUGAAUGCUUCAGAAGUCAAAUAGACUUUCAGAACACAUUCUGUUCGAAAACCAAGGUAUGAUUGUAGUGCAUAAUGUCUUUUAGAAAUAACUAUUUAGAGCAUUUUCAGCCAAAAAGGUUCCCAGAGUGGCUUACAUACAAUCAAUAAAAACAAGACAGUGCCUUGUUCAGAAUCCAUUUUUGGGGGGGGGGGCAGCACACUACAGUGGCCAGCUUUGGAGACCCUGGGUAUUUUCCUUCCCACUUUGCUGCAACUUUUCCUGUUUCGCUUUGAGUUAAAUUGCUUCAUGCUUCUGUAAAAUGAGAUGAAAUCCUAGUAACAUCCAAUGCAGUGGAAGAAGUUGGAACAAGAGUCCAACCAUACCACAUACUUAAUAAAACUACCUCCUGUAGUUCUAGUGUUUAUAGAUACACAUUCAAAUCAUUAGCCAAACCUCGAUUUUUUCCCCAGGCAGGGGUGGAGAGUGGGCUUCUAACAGUUGUAACUUUAUCCCCUUUUUUGCUGUAAGAGAAUUAUUAGAUUAUCAUGCAUAUGUAUCAAUACAUGUGACUUCCUCAUUGAUCAAUAAUUAUGUAUUUGUUCUCUGUAUUUAUUUUUCUGUAUUAGGUACUGAUAACAAGUGAAACUUGGCAAUAGUAGGCUUGUCUACAACCCUGCUAAUAAAAUGGUGCAUCAACUCACAUUAUUUUUUUCUUCUUCCCCUAACCUCUCUCUGUUCAUCAGUGCUAAAGUUCAGGAUAAGAUUCAACUGAUCAAAAACCUGCUGGAUCAAGUCAAUGAGAUGAUUAUCGGUGGUGGAAUGGCUUUUACCUUCCUUAAAGUGCUCAAAAACAUGAAGGUAUGCAACCUGCAGUGUCUGCUAUAUAUAAUUUGGGUGAUAAAGAUGCUUAUUAUGUUUCCUUGACUGUUUCUUUAUAACCUUUCCCCAAGCUGGUGUCUUCCAUGUGUUGUGGACUGCAACUCUCAUCCGCCCCAGCAUCAUAUGGCUGUGAUGGCUGAGGCUGAUGGGAAUUGUAGUUUGAAACUUCCAGAGAACACAAGCUUGGGGAAGACUGUUCCAUAUGUGCAAUCUUAAUUGACAAUAGUUUUUGAACUGCAUUCUAUGGCUUAAAAUUUGCUAAACAGAUCUGGAUGCAAAUUCAUGAGCAAAAUACUGUAUUUUUUGCUCUAUAACACUCACUUUUUCCCUCCUAAAAAGUAAGGGGAAAUGUGUGUGCGUCUUAUGGAGCGAAUGCAGGCUGCGCAGCUAUACCAGAAGCCAGAACAGCAAGAGGGAUUGCUGCUUUCACUGUGCAGUGAUCCCUCUUGCUGUUCUGGCUUCUGAGAUUCAGAAUAUUUUUUUUCUUGUUUUCCUUCUCCAAAAACUAUGUGCGUCUUGUGGUCUGGUGCAUCUUAUAGAGCGAAAAAUACGGUAAAUCAUGUAUAACAGGACAUUGGAUUUGGGGGCAGGCUAGGCUGCUGGUAAAAUCUCUGGCUGUUGGCUGUAACUUAAACGCUCAGAGGACAAGCUGAAAAUGUUUUUCCUGCAGCUUCAUGUAGUUUAUCUGGUGUUUUCUUAUUUAUAUAUAUUUAACAUAAUAAAGUUAUGGGAUGCGGGUGGUGCUGUGGGUUAAACCACAGAGCCUAGGAAUUGCCAAUCAGAAGGUCGGCAGUUCGAAUCCCCGCCACGGGGUGAGCUCCCAUUGCUCAGUUCCUGCUCCUGCCAACCUAGCAGUUCUAAAGCACGUCAAAAGUGCAAGUAGAUAAAUAGGUACCGCUCCGGCAGGAAGGUAAACGGCGUGUCCGUGCACUGCUCUGGUUUGCCAGAAGCGGCUUAGUCAUGCUGGCCACAUGACCCAGAAGCUGUACGCAGGCUCCCUCGGCCAAUAAAGCGAGAUGGGCGCCACAACCCCAGAGUCGGCCACGACUGGACCUAAUGGUCAGCAGUCCCUUUACCUUUACCUAACAUAAUAAAGUAUACCAACAAAUGCCAGAUAGAAGUAGAAAGAGAUUUCUAGAACUAAACAUAAUUUGGAUUUAUUUGAUUUAUUUAAUUUAUUACGUUAAGACUUUGUAGUGAAAAAAAGAUUUUCAUUACAAAGUCUUUAACACAAUAAAUUAAUAUCACAAGGUUCCAAGUAACACAAAAGGAUUUACAUUAUCCUGUUCUUUAUUAUUCUAGUACAUUAUAAAAAGACUUCAUUUCUCUAUGAAGACAUUUGUUUGUUACCUGCCUUCUUUGGUUUUCACUAUGUAAGCUUAACCAUGCUUACUUACUAUGUGCCUUCAGUUAUACUUCAGGCACCAGGCAAAAACAUUCCUCUUCACCCAGACCUUUGGCUGAUUGACAUCUAAUGCUCUUUUAAAUGUGUUAUGGUAGGGGGGAUUUUUGGUUUUUUCUUAUAUUUUAAAAGUAUUUUGUGGGUUUCAUGUUGUAGCUUUAUGUUGUGAACUGCCCUGAGAUUUACAGGUGUCAGUAUACAAAUUUAAUAAAUAAUAAUAGUACUAGGUCCUAGGUUUUAGUUAUCAAUUUCCUCAGGGUUGAUUUUCUUGAUAUCUUUCCCCCCGCCCCGCCCCCUUCUGACAAAUAAUAAUCCUGGCAGCAGUUAAGAGGUUGCAUUAAUUCUCUGUCCUCUGCUAGUUACAGUUUCUUUAACAUACCCAUAUUAUCUGUUGAUGUUACUUGGAUUUAAUAAUAAAAAAUACCUUGCUUUCGAGAUUCUGAUUUGCUUUGUGGCAGUCUACACAAACAUCUGUAGAUAGCUACAUAGUGCAUUGUCUUCUGCUUCCAGAUUGGCAACUCUCUGUAUGAUGAAGAAGGAUCAAAAAUAGUCAAGGACCUGAUGGCUAAAGCAGAGAAGAAUGGUGUACGCAUCACUUUGCCUGUUGACUUUGUCACUGCAGAUAAAUUUGAUGAGAAUGCUAACACUGGAGAAGCCACUGUGGCCUCUGGGAUACCUGAUGGAUGGAUGGUAGGUUUAACUCUUGAUUUCCUGCAGAUGUUUUGGAUUGCAGCUCCCAUCAUCUCCAGAUAGCAUAGGGUUGAUGGGAGUUGCAGUCAAAAGCAUCAAAGGGACCCACAUGGAGAAUUCUGGUUUAAAGACUGGGGAGAGGUUGCGGGGGUGGGUUGAGGAGCUCUUCUACUUGUUUGAUCUUUCUGGUGCAAUGGCUGAACAGCUACCACCCUCCCCUUUUUGAUCCUAGGGUUUGGAUUGUGGUCCUGAAAGUGUUAAGCUGUUUGUGGAAGCAGUGGGCAGGGCCAAGCUGAUUGUAUGGAACGGUCCAGUUGGUGUCUUUGAGUGGGACAAGUUUUCUAAAGGAACUAAAGCUGUGAUGGAUAAAGUUGUGGAAGUUACAUCCAAAGGCACCAUCACCAUCAUUGGUAAGAGCCACCAUUCGUUGUCUUCUCCAGUUCAAAUGAAUAGUUUUUCAGUCUUUUGGAAUACUUGAUUUAUUUAUUUUCUCUUCAUAAGAAGGGUGUAAGAAGUUGCCUUAUACAUGGUCAGACUCUGGGACCGAGCUUUUAAGCCAGUGGUUCCCAAACAUUUUGGGGCCACUGCCCCCUUGGUUUCACAAACUCAUCCCCAGUACCCCCUGUCCUACCCUAACUGAUUAAACAUUAUUCAGAAAAGCAGAUUCUACAACCCAAUAACAAAGAUAGUAACAAUGGAAUUCAAAAUAGUAACAAUUAAUUGCGCAUUUAUUCAGAAUCCAACUAAAACUAUUUAACUGAUGAACUCGCUCCAGUGAUACCAGCCUUUCAAAGUCUCAUAGUCAUUUUAAUCUCCAGUGACCCCCUUGCCUCUUAGCACACACCCCAGCAAUCCCUUUAGUGCAGUGGUUUUCAGCCAGUGUGCCCCUGGGGUGCCUUGAAUGAUAGUCAGGGGUGCUGCAGGCAACUCUGGCCUCUGUCCCUCUUUCCUUCCCUCUGAUGCCCUCUUGCUUUUAUGCCUCCCAAAGGCUUGCACACCUGUUUAUUGCAGCAGCCCUGCCCAUAAGUUCCACAGGUGAACUUGGCAUUUUUGGCAGGCGCCAAAAAGAGUGUGGCAAUGGCUCCUGCCUGAUGUCUAUAGGCAGGGAGUUCCAAAGUAUAGGUCCUGCCACACUAAAAUACCAGUUUCUUACAAAUGCAAAAAGUAUUAUGUGGCACCUAUCACCAUGCCAGUGUAUGGGGUAAGGCGGCCUCGCAGUUAAGCUUCCAAAUUAUGCUUCCAAAACCAUUUUCAGGUUCCUUGACUGUGUUUUCUUGAACAGGUGGUGGAGACACUGCUACAUGCUGUGCCAAAUGGAACACCGAGGAUAAAGUUAGUCAUGUUAGCACUGGAGGUGGUGCCAGCUUGGAACUCCUAGAAGGUAGUGUGUAUUUUCCUCCCUCUUCCUUAAAGAUGUCCAGGGGAUUAAUUUUGUUUGUAUGCUUUUUUGUACCUAGGUCAUGCUUACAGCUACCCACACACGUGAUUACUCUUCAAAGACCAGGGCCAGGUGGCUAAAGAAAAUCAAUGUCAUGUUAUACUACUGUUUGUUUCUUUAGAAUUGUAAAGUUGGAAGGGACCUCAAGAGUCAUCUAAUCCAGUCCCCUGCAAUGCAGGAAUCUCAGCUAAAGCAUCCAUGACAGAUGGCCACCCAACCUCCCCUUUCAGCCCAAAGGCUCUCAAGAAUAAACAGAUGCAUACAAAUACAAUAAUAUAAAAUAAUGCAAAUACAAUACAAAUGCAUAUACAAUACAAUAAAAAUAAAUCUUAAUAUUUCAAAAGUAUUGAUACAUCCAUUUUCCUGACAAAAAGGCAGCAGAUUAUUCCCAGUGAAAGACUUGAAAGCAAGAGAGAGAGCAGGAUGAGCAGCUCCUCCUAAGGUUCUUGAGCAGGGACGUGGGGCAAGACAAGUAGAGUAGCUGGUGCCUGUGAUGGUUCCAGUAGACCCCACAUAGGGACCAUUUUCAAGACAGCUGCAGUUUUGCAUAAUGAUGGUGACCAGAAAAUGGUCUACAUCUCUCAAGCACUCGGACUGAGGCCUCCAUAAAACCCAGACCCAGGACAUACUUUCUGGCCACAUGCCUUGACUAAACAAAGGGGUGAAACUAAUGUUUACUAUGUGCCGCCGCCGCCCCCCCCCCCCCCGCCGCUGCCAAAAAAAGGCUUAUGCACUUAACCAAAUUCAUUGCCUACUCUUUCACCAGGCUCGCAAUUCCAGGACUAAAGAGUUGGCCUCAUAUUUGCAGCUCUUUAAAAGAGCUGUCUAUAAUAGAAACAGUUUAGAAAAUUGCUUUAUAUUGAGUCAGACCCUUGAUCCAUCUUAGCAAUGUUUACACUCACUGGCAGUGGCUCCCCAAGAUCCCAGCCCCACCUGGAGAUGCCACUGGGGGAUCAAACAUGGGGCCUUUUCCAUGCAAAGCAGAUGGUUCACCACUGAGCUGGAUUACUGUCCCGUGUCGAUUUACUCAGUGUUCAAUCAGCAUUGUCAAUGGAAGUUUUUUGUGGGUGCUGUUGUUUCAUGAAUGACUCUUGGGAGCUUCCUCUGGUAAUUAGCUGUUUCUUAAUACAUGUACAUUUUCCAAACCCUAGUGCCUUCCCCCUAAAAAAGAAAGAGGCGGCACUGGGCUCGUCAGCUGUUGUUACCAAAAGUUAUGUUCUGAAAGGGCUUUGUUUCUGUUGCCUAGGAAGUAGUGGAGAAAGGAAAAAAUGCAGACCAAUAAAAGGAGACCUGCAAUGGUAUACACACCAAAGGAAGACAUUUUGGGAAAUGUAGGCUUUGCUAAGUGGCACUAAACUUCAGAGUUUUAAAUUGCACCACACUCCUUUUCCUUAACUGUAGAAGAAUUGUUAGGCAGCUUCAGACUGAGGAGAAAGGAAUUGGAUAAAAAGUCACAGAUUGCAGAAUUUGUUUAAAAAAUAAUUUUGUAUUGGAGUACAUCAAGCAAUACAAUAAAAAUAAUGGGUUUUACAAAUACAAAAAAGCAGUGCAGUAUAUCUGGAGGAGACUUAGGUAAAUAGAGUACUUAAGGCCAUUUGGAAAGCCAAAUUUCACAAUGUACCAUGGAGAGGGAGUUGUGUGUGUCUGUAUUCAUUGUAAAUAAGAUAAAAAUGAGUCUAACCUACCUCACAGGGUGGUUGUGAGGAUAAAAUGGAGAGGGAGGAGAACCAUGGAGGACAGAGGGGAUAGAAAGGCAAUAAAUGAUAGCAGUGACCUGAGUUUGUCAAAAGGCCUUGCUCAAAAUCUCACUAAGUGGCUUUUAGACCGUCUACUGCUGCCUCAUUCUUACCCCCAGCCUGCCCCAGAAUGUUAAUAGGCCUCUUUAAAAGCUUACUCAGAGGGUGCUCAUGGAGAGCUUUCAGCACUUGAGGCAAUUUUAAUACUUUAUUAUCUGUCCACCUUCAGGACUGUGACUGUGCUUUCUAUACAGAUCAGCAUUUAAAGUUUUUCACAAUCCUGACUAAAUACCCCAGCAGCAAACUUAAUGAUAUUAACUAAGUUGCACAGUGCAAGAUGUGUAUCAGAAAUUCAGAGAAAAAAUAAAAUAAUCUUAGGGUUUUAAGAUGCAGCCCCAAGCAUAUUUAUCUGGGAAUACGUUUAAUUGAAUUAAAAGAGGCUUACCUCUGAGAAGUCUGGCACUGGAUUACUCCGCUGUUCUGAAAAGAACUGUUUCUGGUUCUAUGUGAAAGCACCUGUCAAUUAAGCUUUUAAACCUAUUUUAGUAGAAAGAUGAAAGUGUUGGCAGAAUUAUGGCACGAUCCUAACCACAUCUACUCAGAAGUAACUAGGAACUAUGUGGGGAUUAGGAUUGCAGCUUUAGACUGCUGAUGGGUUUCAGGCUUUGUAGAUGUAACAUCUCUGUUAACCUUUAUUGGGUACCAAUUAAUUUCUGGGCAGAAUUCAAUGUGUGGGUAUUUUUCCUUUUCAUUAAAAAACACACCCUAUGUGUUCUGGGUCUUUUGUUCAGCUCAAGAGCUGCAUUCUCCUGUUCAGCCUUCCAAGGGCCACAUGGAAAUCAUGGUCAGCACCUGAGGCAAAACUGGGUAGAGAUAUUCAUAGAAAUUUUGCUUCCGUGCCUUAGGCUAGUUGCUCUACACACACACACACACACACACACACACACACACACACACACACACACACUGCAAGUCUCCAAUCUGAAGGAAAGGUGGGGUACAGAGACUCUAAAAUAAAUUAUUAAAAAUAAACUAUAUUUUAUGCCAUAAAAUUUAAAUAUCGCUUGACUAUAAAAAAAGUCAAAAAUCUGAAGGCUGUUUACAAAAACAUAAAAACAAUUAUCAACAAUUUUUUUUCCAUUUAAAACCUUCCACAUUAAAAUAACAAUAGACUGAAGACAGGUUAAAAUACACAUCAACUUUCUGAGCAUCUGGACAGGCUUGUCUAAACAAGAAUGUUUUUAGCAGAUGCCAAAAAAAAGGACAGCAAAGACACCUGCCUAAUAUAAGGCAGUCAUGAAAGUGUCAGCCAAAGCCAGUUUCCAUGUACCAUCCUUUAUAGAUUCUUUAUAAAUGUGUUAAAAGAUGUUCCAUGAUGCAUCAUCUUUAUAUGUGUUUGUCUCUCUUACGCUGUGCAGGUAAAGUUCUUCCUGGUGUGGCUGCUCUGAGCAACGUGUAGCAAUAGAUGAGAGCGUGGGAUGAAUAAGAGCUCCCCCCUGACAUGUUCCUGUGCACAGCCCUUAAAGCAACCACUGCAGCGCUUCUGUAUUCGUACUGGCAGCAGAGUCAGAUAAAGUAACCUGGGAGAUUUACAGCAGCGUUAAAAUGGCUCUUGUCUGCAGUUUACCUGAUGUUGACUGUUGCCCCACCUGAAUUUAGUGUUAAAUGGUUUUUGUGAUAUUUAGAGUGGAUAUAUUUAUAUAUUUUUGCCUUCUUACCAAGGCCAAGUUCCCCUACUAGUUGUCAGUACCUCAAAGCAAGUUUCUUUAUUCAAUCUCAACAGCUUGUUUAGCUACUGCUACUUCUCACCUUUGCACAGUACCACAAGGUGGAGGGAAAAUACAGAUGUCAACUGCAAUGUUAGCUUCUAAAUAAAUGUUUUGAGAUGCAAACAGA
Podarcis lilfordi (Lilford's wall lizard) is the source of this 23722-nucleotide messenger RNA. Lineage: Eukaryota; Metazoa; Chordata; Lepidosauria; Squamata; Lacertidae. The record is from the annotation of a GenBank genome assembly.